Messenger RNA from Ctenopharyngodon idella (grass carp), 1305 nucleotides. RefSeq names its product P2Y purinoceptor 14-like. NCBI's taxonomy places the organism in Eukaryota, Metazoa, Chordata, Actinopteri, Cypriniformes, Xenocyprididae. Gene Ontology annotation, cellular component: membrane. The coding region runs from base 37 to 987 and encodes 316 amino acids. The transcript has 2 exons. The record is from RefSeq and is a predicted model, not a curated record. Gene Ontology annotation, molecular function: G protein-coupled purinergic nucleotide receptor activity. Gene Ontology annotation, biological process: G protein-coupled receptor signaling pathway.
CCUGCAGCCACCUUCGCAACUUCCAAAAAUUACACCAUGAAACCAAACACGACUAAUACAGGACAAGCUCUCUGUGAAGUCCCAGCUAAUUAUGUUUUCAUAUUUGCAUACUCACUAGUCUUUCUCGUCAGUCUGGUGUUGAACUGCAUCACAAUGCGUGUGUAUUUCUGCACUAAUCAGCAUGUCCAGUCCAGCAUCACAGUCUACAUGAAGAACCUGGCCGCAGCUGACUUCUUUCUUUGCCUUUGUUUACUUUUGCGCAUUGCUUCCUAUGCCAACAUUUCAGACAUAAUGUUCAACAUUUACUGCAGCUUUGGAGCAACAGCCUUGUAUAUAAACAUGUAUGCAAGCAUUCUCUUCAUGGAAGUUAUUGCUGUAAACAGGUACCUGAAGAUUGUUCGGCCACUGGAGACUCAUGCUCUGCAGACAGUUCGUACCGCCCGCUACAUUUCUGCAGCUAUUUGGCUCUUCUUGUUAGCCACAUCUUCCAUCUACUUGAUCCUCUUUCUCCUGACCUCCUGGGGUCAUGAUCAAAAGCUUGAUGAAUUUACCUGUGAAUCUCUGCACAGUCUCCAGCUCAGUUUGGGCUACAAAAUCAUCCAUUGUGUGACAAUUGUGGUCUUCAUUUUAGUCCUGAUAUCUCUGACUCUUCUAUACUGUAAGACUCUUCAAAAGCUCAGACAAGUUCAAUUCUCUACACAGACCACAAAUAGUAGCCAAACAUUCAGAAAGUCUAAGCGCAACAUGCAAGUGCUAAUAGUCAUUUUCUGUGUGUGCUUUGUGCCCUAUCAUUUGGUCAGACUGCCUUACAUAUUCAUCAAACCCCUGCUGCAUGACUGUUUAGCAGUCCAUGCAUUCUACAUUCUGAAGGAGCUGACCGUCCUGCUUGCAGCACUAAAUGCCUCCCUGGAUCCACUUAUUUACUUCUUGUUUUGCAGGACCUUCAGAGCCCAGUUUAAUUUUAGGAGUUGCCAAACCUGUCCAUGAAUGAGGGCUAGAUGGUUUAUGUAUUAAUGUGCCUUUGUGAUGCGCUUCCCUAUUCUUUUGCUAUUGCCAGAGAAUGAGUAUCUUAACUGAAACAAAAUGGGUCCAAAAAGAGUGAAAUUGCAGUGGAAAAUGACAUGUUGCACUCAUGAAAAUGGGAUGUAACUAAACCCCUGAUAAUAACCUAAGCAAUUGUUUCCAUAAUGAAAAACCUGAAUUAUAUAAGAUGAACUUUAGAAUACGGUACAAUCUUUCAAAGAUCAUAAUGAUUGUCUUGCUGUAAUAUUCUUUUCAAGACUCCAUUAUAGGAUUAUUUUAUUG